AUGGAGAACUUCCGGCCUACAAAGCGUUCAAAGUUGGAACUAGCUGCACCUGUAUCCCAUAAAAACGAACAAUUCUGGAUCCUUGACGGGAAUACGGUCCUUGAGGUUGGAGGCGUGCUCUUCAAACUCCACCGUUCUAGGCUUGUUGAUCAGUCAAUCUUUUUUUCUCACCUCUUGGACGAGCGCAAUGUGCAGAUGGACGGUGUCGUAGUAAAAAGUGAUGAAAACGGGAUAGUGUACCACCUGUCGAAUACUACGCCGAAAGACUUAGAGGCACUGCUACAGCUCGAUAAAAACCCAAUGGCAUAUUAUCUCGUCCCCCCUCCGUUCCCGGUCUUGGCUGCUAUCAUUCGUGCAGCAACUGCAUUACGUUUCGAUACGUAUCGAGCUUUCGCCGUGAAACAUUUAGAGAAUGCAUGGUCUUCUUCUGUCACAGAUCUGACCACAGAAAGAAAAUCUAAUGCAGUGGAAGUUGUAGUUCUCGCGCGGACCUGUGGCAUCAAUAGCGUGUUGAAGAGAGCCUUCUAUGAAAUGGUUCGGGUGGCGGGUUAUGGUCUUGGUGACGGUGAAUUUGAUGCAGACAAUGGAGAACGGCCCCAGGAAAUCAGCCGCGCAGAUGAAAGGCGUCUGGAACGCAUGAGGGAGCAUCUUAUCUCGGCCUGGUUGCAGGUUGCGGUGCGCGUGGACCGCACUUUCAUAUGCCCGAACCAACCAAAGGAGCCUACUGCGGGUACUGAAUCGAGGUCAUCGACUUUACCCAAAUGCCCGUCUCUGUAUUCGAAGCGAGAUGCUUGGGAGAGGCGUGUUCACGAUUCUGGGCUCUAUGCCGAGUACAAGUUUGACCCUUUCUGUGGACUUCAAGCCCUGAUCGAUAUCAAAUGGGACGAGGACGAGGGCUGGUGCUCAGACUGUGUGCACGCAAAACGAGAAGUUUGGAGAACAAUGCGUCAGAGAACUUGGGAGCGUAUCGAAGUAUGGAUGGGUCUUGACAAAUAACCGACGUCUGACAUUC
Suillus subalutaceus is the source of this 1012-nucleotide messenger RNA. RefSeq lists its product as uncharacterized. NCBI's taxonomy places the organism in Eukaryota, Fungi, Basidiomycota, Agaricomycetes, Boletales, Suillaceae. The record is from RefSeq and is a predicted model, not a curated record. The coding region runs from base 1 to 996 and encodes 331 amino acids. The transcript is spliced from 2 exons.